AUGGCGCAAAGUAACCAUCGAAGUAUGGCGAAGCUUCUGAUUCUCGCUGCUUUGUUAUUUUUCUCAUCCAAAACAGGAGUAAGUUCCGUGGGAACAACCACCAGUCCUCAACAACAGAAUCCACUUACUGGCGCUGACAAAGACCCAUGUGAGGUACUCUUAAGCAUGCUUUAUCCACAAUUAUUUACGACAAAAUCGCAUGUACUUCAUGACGUGUUCAUUUGUCAUACCUCAGUUUACCAUUCAUGUCUGCCAAGCUAAGCGCAAAACAAAUCCCUCAUCGAUUAUAAGUUUUCAAUGAGAAAGUAGAACAUUGCUGCAAAAAAAUUUCUUUAAGGGAUAUCUCUACAAUGUUAUAAGGUCAUUCAAUGUUCCAAGCUGUUUCUCCUAAAACGACGCUAAAUUCUCCACGUGAUUAAUUUCUGAAGAAACUGCUAUGCUACUUCGGCGGACAAGUAAAUAUCAAUGAAUAUCAAGUACGUUCAUCAUAUUACAAUUUGUUCUUUUUACUUUCUCAGAAAUCCGUUUUUGCUCCCGGAUUUUCUGGGAUUCCAGGGUCGAAUGGCAUACCAGGAAUGCCGGGAAUUCCUGGCGCCCCAGGGCCGCAAGGCCAGCAAGGAAAAGAUGGAGCUAAGGGGGAGCCUGGUGUCAAGGGACCGAGAGAUAUGACGGGAACAAGAGGACAAAAGGGUAAUCCAGGGUCACUUGGUAAAAAUGGUGCACCUGGAAUGAUUGGAACGAAAGGAGAUAAAGGUCAUGAAGGGUCAUGUGGCAGCAGUGGACCGCCAGGAAUCAAGGGUGUGAAAGGAGAGCAGGGAUCUAAAGGAGAGAAAGGAGAAAUCGUGAAUAGUGCAGUGUCACAGACCAACUGGAAACAGUGUGUGUGGAAAAAUGAUUAUAGUGGAGAUAGUGGAAAGAUUAAGGUACAGAAAUAUCUAGAAAAUGCGAUGAAAAAUAAAUAAAGCGUUAGAGCCAAUUUGUCAUAGCCAUCUCUGAAAGAGACCUUAGAGAAAUGCUAUCAAACUGAAAAUAGCAAGUAACAAAUCUGUGCAUUCAAGUAGGCAGGAAAAGCACAAGGUCCUCAUCAAAUUAUCUCGCAAAGACUUUCUUCUUGGAAUUUUUUAUAGGAUUGCUCAUUCAACAAGCUGAAAUCUCAUACAGCUAUUAAAGUCUCAUUCCAAGGAAAUAUGGCAGUGAGAGGCACUUCAGGUAAAUGUAACCGGUGGUUCUUCAAGUUUAAUGGAAAUGAAUGCAGUGGACCAAUGACAAUUGAGGCUGUUGUGUUCAACCACUGGCCAUCUGGUAGUCCUAAUCUGCUUCAUCACAGGUCAUUAGAGGGAUACUGUGAAAACAUUCUACACGGCAGGGUUACUGUGGAGUUAUGGGUAGGACAGUGUCCCAGUGGUCAUACAGUGGGUGAUGCUUACACCAGAUAUCAAUCAAUAUCCCGGAUAAUGAUAGAGGAAGUGUCUAGAGCCCAGUCCUGA
Messenger RNA from Pocillopora meandrina, 1487 nucleotides. The record is from the annotation of a GenBank genome assembly. NCBI's taxonomy places the organism in Eukaryota, Metazoa, Cnidaria, Anthozoa, Scleractinia, Pocilloporidae.